CGAGGUAUCGACAAUAGUGCUGACAAAAUGAAAGAAUUUCUUGUAAUUUGUGCUCUGAUCGCUGUCGGUUCAACUUCUGAGGAUAUAUUUUUUAGUGAAAAAAAUACGCCAAAACCGACAUUUGUUCCAUCGGUUACUUUACACAACGGAAGCUUCUUCCCCAAAUUAGAUCACUUUAAUCCGCAAGAUGCCCGAACCGUUGAAUUUCAAUAUCGUUUGAAUUUGGAUUUUUAUCGUGAUGAAGGACCAUUAUUUGUCUACAUUAAUGACGGUGAACAAUAUACAACCGAAUGGAUUCAAGAGGGUUUGAUCGUAGAUAUUGCAAGAGAACUUGGCGGUGCUGUCAUCACCAGUGAUCAUCGUUAUUGGCGGCUAAAUACACCAACUGAGUCAUCUUCAUUCGACAACCUGCGUUUUCUAACGGUCGACCAAGCUAUUGCCGAUAUUGCAACCUUAAUACACACAUUACGCGAUCAUUUAUCGUCGUCUUUCCCAAGAGUAAUAGUUUGGGGCACUGGCUAUGGUGCAACUUUAGCGACGUUUGCUCGAAAGAAAUACCCACACCUGAUUGACGGUGCAUUUGCUUCGAGUGGUCUGUUCCGCGCUGAAGUUUCUGAUGAAAGUUACUUUGACAAUCUGUCCUACAAUUUGAGGCAUCACGGCAGCGACGAAUGUUUUGGGCGAGUUAGAAAUGCAUUUGAUAUUUUGGAAUAUCUCAUCCAAAAUGCUGAGGGUGACUAUUUGCAAGAGCGGCUAAGAUUAUGUCAGCCUUUGGAAGUUGAUAAUGACCAGGAAGUUGGUUUCCUGAUUGAAAGACUCGUUGAUUACAUUAGUGCUUACAUUAAGCAACAUAACUUAUUCGGUUUAGAGAACUUCUGUCGAGACAUGGCCUAUUACAACGAAGACACUUUAAAUUCAUUGAUCAGAUGGGUCCUUUACAUCUACGAUGGGCCAGAAUGUUACAACAUUGAUUACGAAGAAUACAUCGACGAAUUGACACAAACAAAUUGGGACGCAAGAUUUGCUAGCCGGCGAGCUUUAGCUUAUUUAAGAUGUACUCAAAUCGGUGCGUUUAGAAUCCCAUCCGAUUAUGAAUUCACAGCAUUUCCACAACUCUUGACCGACGAGUAUCACUACAAAUUCUGCGAAGACAUUCUCGGCGAACAAUACAACCGUACCUCUCUGCAAAGUGCUGUCGACAAUUUAAAUUUAAUUUACGGCGGUCAAGAACAAGUAAUCUCUCACGUUAUUUACACAAAUGCUGGGUUGGAUCCGUGGAUCAGUCAUGGUGUGUCCGAAUAUGGUCUUGUUGAAUCGACUGCUAUUUUUAUACAGUAUGCAGCUGCUGGAGCUGAUUUAUCAUCAAUUUCAACCGAAGAUUCCGCUGAGCUUUAUAGAGCAAAACAACUUAUAACUGAGUACGUGACACGCUGGGCUAGUACGUAACAGCACCAAUGUUUAAAUGAAAUUACGUUUAUAACCUUUGGGGAAAUAAAAUUGAAUUGAGAAU
Molecule: messenger RNA, 1510 nt
Organism: Bradysia coprophila
Lineage: Eukaryota; Metazoa; Arthropoda; Insecta; Diptera; Sciaridae
Product: putative serine protease K12H4.7
Biological process (GO): proteolysis
Molecular function (GO): dipeptidyl-peptidase activity; serine-type exopeptidase activity
Source: RefSeq, a predicted model, not a curated record